AAGCCCAUCAAGGGCCAGCCCGAGGAGGGCGACUUCGCCGUCGGCGCGGUGACGGUCAAGGAGCUCGGCGUCGCCGAGGUGCGCGUGAAGACGCACUGGGCGUCCGUGGACCCCUACAUGAAGUUCCCCAUGCGCGCGCCCGUGCCACCGACGGAGCCGGCCGGCGGCGCGAACUGCGGCGAGUGCGUCGGGGAGGUCCUAGAAAGCGAGUGCAUCGGGUUCCAGCCGGGUGAUAUCGUACGCGGCCGCUGGGGCUGGGGCGACGUGCGCAACAUCCACGGCGCGGACCUCACCAAACUCCGGACCAUCCACGACGGCCGGCCGUCGACGGCGCUCGGCGUGUUGGGCAUGCCCGGGCGCACGGCCUACUUCGGCCUGUUCAACAUCCUCAAGCCCGAACCGGGCCAGACCAUCUUCAUCUCCGGCGGCGCGGGCUGCGUCGGGUCCUGCGUGGCCCAGAUGGCCAAGGCCAAGGGCUGCAAAGUCUACGGGUCGACGACGCACGCGUCCAAGGUCGCGUGGAUGGAGUCCAUCGGCUACGAGGGCGUGCUGAACGGCUACUACAUGGGCGGGCCGCCCCACUACGAGUCCGCGCUGCGGAAGCUGAUGCCCGACGGCGUCGACCUCUUCUUCGACUGCGUCGGCGGCGAGCUCUCCGAGGGCGUCUUCCGCCUGCUCAACGACGGCGGCCGCGUCGCCGUCUGCGGCGCGAUGUCGACCUAC
Aureococcus anophagefferens is the source of this 723-nucleotide messenger RNA. RefSeq lists its product as hypothetical. NCBI's taxonomy places the organism in Eukaryota, Pelagophyceae, Pelagomonadales, Pelagomonadaceae. The annotation marks the transcript as partial. The transcript has a single exon. Gene Ontology annotation, molecular function: 15-oxoprostaglandin 13-reductase [NAD(P)+] activity. Gene Ontology annotation, biological process: prostaglandin metabolic process. The record is from RefSeq and is a predicted model, not a curated record.